Molecule: messenger RNA, 4206 nt
Organism: Paramormyrops kingsleyae
Lineage: Eukaryota; Metazoa; Chordata; Actinopteri; Osteoglossiformes; Mormyridae
Source: RefSeq, a predicted model, not a curated record
GGCAGCAGCUUGCGCAUGCCCGUGAAUCACAGCAGCAGGCAGUUACAGUGCUAAAUGGGAAGUGUUUUUGGGAGAGAGGCCAUUUUCAUACUUUUGGCUCAAUCAUGAGUGGAGUAAAUGUGAGUAAAUUAAAGGUCAACGAGCUCAAAGAGGAACUCCAGCGGCGAGGCCUGGACACCCGAGGUCUGAAAGCGGAUCUUGUCGACAGACUGGAAGUGGUCCUUGAGGCCGAGGCCACAAGCAAGGGGGCUGGGACACUGGGGUCAAUGGACAAAGCGUGUGUAGGUGACGAGGAGGCUGAGUAUGGAGAUGGAGCCGGCGAGGAGUCCCAGGACACAGAAGAGUUUGUUAUGAAGGUGGAGAUAAAGGAUGAGCCAGAGGAGCAGCAACAUUUGCAUCGGGAGCCGGCCAAUGACUACAAAGCCCAGGAGGCCGUGCGGGUUAAGAUGGAGGACAGGCACAUGCCUAAUGGCCGUAAGAGACCCUACACUGAGGGACAUGGGGUCAGCUACUCUGAACUCCGGGAGCACAAGAGGUCACGCUCAUCCCAGCCCCCAGCAGAGGAGGAAGAGGAAGACUUUGAUGACACUCUGGUGGCCAUUGACAUCUACAAUUGUGACCUGCACUUCAAGGUGUCUCGUGACCGGUACAGUGGCUACCCUCUCGCUGUCGAGGGCGUCGCCUAUCUGUGGUCGGGCGCCCGGGCAUCUUAUGGCGUCGCCAAAGGCCGUGUCUGCUAUGAGGUCAAGAUUAGUGAUGAGAUCUCAGUAAAGCACCUGUCCACCACUAAUCCUGAUCCUGAUGUCGUGAGAGUUGGCUGGUCCCUGGAUUCCUGCAGGAUGCAACUGGGUGAGGAGCCUUUCGCCUUUGGAUAUGGAGGAACAGGCAAGAAAUUCGUGGACUGCAAAUGUGAAGAUUACGGCGAAAGGUUUGGAAAAAAUGACGUCCUUGGUUGUUACAUAGACUUUGAAAGUGCAGAAGAUAUCGAGAUAUGUUUUUCAAAGAAUGGGAAAUGGCUGGACACAGCAUUCUGCAUCAAAAGAGAAGAGCUGGCCGGACACCCUCUUUUCCCGCAUGUUCUGGUCAAGAACUGUGCAGUUGAAUUCAACUUUGGCCAGAAAGAAUCUUUCUUCCCUCAACCAGAAGGAUACACCUUUAUCCAGAAUGUUCCAGUAGAGGACAGGGUCCGAGGCACCGUGGGAUCUUUCCUCAAAGCUGAAUGUGAGAACACCGAACCUGCUGGGGGCGACCCACACGGAACCCAUACAAAGAUGAUUUUUACAGACGAAGAAGUCGGGGACAGAUGCACAUCUCAGCGUGCAAAGCCCACAUCUUAUGUUGGACGUAAGAGGCCACGUCGAGUGAUUGACCUGGAAACCAAAAUAAAACUGAUUAAAGACUACGAAGGUGGAAAAUCAGUGAUGGUUAUUGCUCGCCAGACAGGAAUGUCCCAUUCCACCAUAGUUACAAUAUUGAAAAACAAGAACAAAGUGACAGAAGCUGUUAAAGGAUCUGCUUCAUUGAAAACAACGAGACUAACAAAAAUUCGGGAAGGUCCUAUAUCAGACAUGGAGAAACUUCUAAUGACCUGGAUCGAAGAUCAGACACAGAAGCGCGUCCCACUCAGCACCAUGAUGAUCACGGCCAAAGCAAAAAGCUUGUUUGCAAUGUUGAAAGAAAAGGCUGGACCCGACUAUGAUGUUGAAUUUACUGCUAGCUCUGGGUGGCUUAAACGAUUCAAAAAUCGUUAUCCGUUACAAAAUGCGAAAGUGAGUGGGGAGUCGGCGAGCGCUGAUGUGAAGGCAGCUGAGGAAUUUUUGGAAUCUCUGGAUAAGCUAAUUGUGGAGGAAAAUUACUUGCCAGAGCAAAUUUUCAAUAUGGAUGAAACCUCCCUAUUCUGGAGACAGAUGCCAGAAUGGACUUCCAUCCAUAAGGAGGCGAGGUCAAAGCCAGGUUUCAAGGCUUUUAAAGACAGGAUAACAGUCUUGCUUGGGGGCAAUGUUGCCGGCUACAAACUGAAACCCUUUGUGAUCUGGCACAGUAAGAACCCUAGGGCCUUCAAACAUAUCGAUAAGCACACAUUGCCAGUGUACUACAGGAGCAAUAGAAAGUCAUGGAUGACCCAGCUUCUCUUCCAAGAUGCCCUCCUGAAUUGCUAUGCCAGCGAAAUGGAGAAGUACUGCUUGGAGAGUAAUAUACCUUUCAAGAUAUUGCUUAUUAUUGAUGAUGCUCCUGGACAUCCUCCUUUCAUUGGUGAUCUUCAUCCCAGUAUCAAAGUGGUGUUUCUCCCUCCAAACAACACCUCUUUGAUCCAACCAAUGGAUCAGGGAGUUAUAGCAGCUUUUAAAGCUUACUACCUGAGGAGGACCUUCGCCCAGGCUAUUGCUGCAUCCAAAGAAAACACUGAAAAGAGACUGAUGCAAUUCUGGAAGGAUUACAACAUCUAUGACUGCAUCAAGAACCUUGCUUGGGCUUGGGGUGAUGUCACCAAGGAGUGUAUGAUUGGCAUCUGGAAGAAGACACUCAAGAGGUUUGUCCAUGACUUCAAAGGAUCUGCCAAGGAUGAGGAGGUUGCAAAAAUCACCAAGGUUGUGGUUGAGAUGACAAACAAUUUCAACUUGGGUGUCAAUGAGGACGAUAUCAUGGAGCUCCUGGGGAUGGGUCCUGAAGAACUGACUAAUGAGGAGUUGUUGGAACUGGAACAGGAACGCAUAGCUGAUGAAGAGGCAAGAGAAAAGGAAACUGCAGGAAAAGAAAAAGAACAACAACCCCCAAGAAAAUUCACAGUGAAGGGUUUAGCAGAAGCUUUUGCAGACCUCCAGAAGCUCCUUAAGAAGUUUGAAAAAAUGGAUCCCAGCACCAAAAGGUUUUCAUUAAUAGAGAGGAAUGUUCAUGGUGCAUUAUCUGCUUACAAGCAAAUCUAUGAUGAAAAAAAGAAACAGGCCAAGCAAACUACCACGGACAUACCUAUGAAAUGAGUGGCAGCUCCUCUGAAGCGUUUCAGGCAGCUCCUUCAGGAGGUCUUCCAGAAGAAGGCAUUGUUGUCGCAGGAGAUGACAGCUACAUGCAAGUUAGUGCUGCUGAGGACUUGGGACAAGAUGUGGAGCUGGAGAUUUUAACAAAAAAAUUUAAAAGUAAAAAUAAUUAAUAAAAAUUUUAAAUAGAUUAAGCUUACAGAAUACGGAUUUAAAGAAAGAAAAUAUUUUUGUACAGCUGUAUAGUGCAUUUGUGUUUCACGCCGUGAUCACCAGAGUUAAUUAUUAUUUUUUUUUAAUGAGUAAGCUAAGGUUAAUUUAUUAUCGAAGAAAGAAAAGUAUUUUUAUGAAUUUAGUGCAGCCUAAGUGUACAGUGUUUUUAGAGUCUACAGUGGUGUCCUAGGCUUUCACACCCAGUGCAACUUCCAGUCCUGCAAGCUCCCUUCAUGGAAGUUUCCAGUGUCUGUGAAGAAAGUGACAACCCAGCAGCCACAGCAUCUUUUUAUAAAAAGAGACACUGGAUAAAUAAGCAGUGACAGGACGCUACUGUGGCAGUUCCAGACUGAAGCCCAGAUCUUCUCCUGCCCCUUCGCUCUUAAUGGUUCCCCCAAGCAUUGCACAACAUUGGUGGUGGUCUCCUCCACAGAUGGGACUCUGGAUGAAGAUGAUGAAUCUCUCAGGGCUUCCCUGGAGUUUCCCAGAUCACCUCAUAUCCUCUCCAGUGCUGUGCAUCUUGUUAGCUGUGGGCUGCAGGAAUGAUGUCGUUUACUGAAUAGACAACGUAAAGUGGAAGGAGAUGGACUUGGACUCUUAGGAGGAUUGAAGCUGGAGUUGCAGGCCACAGACUGUAAAGGUUAACGCAACAGUGGUAGCAGCAGACAUCAUACGGUUUUGUCCACUCACAAAGCUAUCAGAACCUUCAGUAUUACUGUGGCAUUUGCUGUUUGUAGUGUGCAGCAUACAUUGUGUGGCUCAGUGGGGUAAUGAGUUAGUGAUAUGCACAGUAAACAGUGAGUUCCACUAUGCAAUGAAAAUCAUACUCUGUCCUUUUACUAAACACAAAUUAACACAACAGAAGUACAGAUCAGAAGUACAGUUUAAGGUGGAAGUAUAAAUUAAGGUGCAUCUACAGUAACAAGAAUAAAUACAAUUAUCACAAGAAACAUACACAUGAUGCAAUGUAACAUUGUAACUACUUUUACAAAUGACAAAUAAAGCAUCAUUUCUUUUC